AUGGGACGGGAAGCGCAGCGCUGGAGGACCACAGAGAAGAAGAUGGCUGCGACGGAGCUCGACGGGCCAGCGCUGUAUCUCCUGCGCCGAGACGGCUAGAGAGGGUAUAGGGGGUAAAUAUGGGGUCGCAGACCCUCCAGGUCCUGCGGCAGGGCGUGUGGGCAUCGGUGACGGGUGGAUGGUACUACGACCCCCACCAGAACACCUUCGUGAACGCACUUCACCUUUACCUGUGGCUGCUGCUGCUCUGCCUCCCGUUCACGCUCUACAUGGCCUUGCCCCCCACAAUGGUGAUUGUGGGUAUCUACUGCGGGGUGAUAGCAGGAAUGUUUGCGCUGCUGAAGGCAGUGAAUUAUCGCCUGCACACUGCGCUGGAUGAGGGGGAGGUGGUGGAGCUGCGGGCCAAAGGGAGCGAGGGACGGGGCCAGGGGGCAGAGCGCCAACGUGAGGGUACUGGCACCCGGCAGGAAGACUCAAACGGGCCUGGGGAUCCAGGGGGUGGAAUAGAGAUGUCUGAUUUUGCACGGGAGGAGACGCCACCGGUCGACUGCAGUUCACGGAACUCUUACGUAGGAAUGGACUCCAACCAUCAGAUAACAUCCCAUGGAGGCUCAGUCACAACCAAACGGGCAGGUGUUGGAAAGGCUCCCGAUGAUAUCAGUUUGAGUUUGGCUCAGAGUUGCAGUCAGGACCAAGAUUUGAUGUUGGACACAAAGAUGUUCUGCCUCGUCUCCAAUGACUCUUUUGCCUCCAUGCAGCCAUCAACCUCAUUGGCUCAGGACCUUUAUGGCUCCACCCCUCACCCUUUUAGUCAGUCCCUGUCCUCUUGUGACACAGAAAUUACUGCCCAUCUUUCCACCCACUCACAGUCUUUCCGGAAAGAGUCAUCUCGACCUCGUGGAUUGCCUCGGACCUCAAGUUCUGCGGGAUCUGCUUUUCCAGAUCCUUCUCUGCCCGAGUUCAGCCUGUACCCUCCACCCCGUCGGGGAGGACUGGAUCCUGUCUGUGAAAUGGAGGCCUCCAGGUCACAGAGGGUGACAGAGAGCUCUGAACAGCCAGACUCUGGAACUCCCAGCACUUCAGGAACGGAAUGUCACAGAUGUCAUCCGAAGGAGCACCGCAGGAUAUCACGGUCUGUUUCCCGAGAGACAGGGGAAGGAAUGUGUGCUGGGGAAGGGGGAUCUGGGUUGUACCAGUCAGAGGGUGUACAGGGGGGUCGGGAAAGAAAAGGUGGACGGAGUGCCGGAAGUUUGCGGAGUUUAAGCACACGCAGUAGUGGCUCCACUGAGAGCUACUGCAGUGGGACGGACCGGGAUACCAACAGUACUCUGAGCAGCCUGCACAGCGAGCAGACCAGCUCCACGCACGUAGAGAGUCUACUGUCAUUGUCCGGGGAUGAGAAGGUAAAUGCAGGACAUACCGACCCGCGUAACUCUAAUAUGGCCUCGGGGGAGGCUAAUAAAAACCCCCAUGCCAACGAACUUGCUACCAAAUUACCCGUCGGCGAUGCUCCCAAAUCCACAAACUCAGAGGGCCAACAGGGGGAAGGAACUGUGGAGGCGGGACCAAGGACUAGCGUAGAUGUCUCUGCUGGUCUCGCCCACCAGCACCAGGAGGCAGAACCAGACAAAGUGCAUCCCAAAACAGCCAGUCUUGUUCACCGGGCUGCCUCCUCGUCUGCCGCCAACCACAGUGGCCGGCGAUGCAAUGGUAAGCAGCGCGCAAGCAGUUUUGAUGCCAGCAGACACCGGGAAUACAUUUGCGGACGUGGCAUGGCAAAGCCUCGCUCUGCAGUGUUCAUGAAAGGAGAGGAAGACUCCAGUGAUCAGAGCGAACUUAGUUGUGCCUCCAGCCUACACUCCACCCACCAGCUUAGCACAGACUCCUCAUCCAGCACACUCCACUCCUGCCCCUCUCCCGAGGAUCGCCGUGGCCCCUCGCUACGGGCCAAAACGAAUGGUGUGCAAACCCACGGUCAGAAGUACAAGGAAACGGAACGGGAGAAAGACAAGGAGAAGGGCAAACGCAAAGCUUCGCGACGCACUCCAAGUACAGGCAGUGCCAAAACUCAUGCCCGGGUCUUGAGCCUGGACAGCAGCACUACUGCUUGCCUUAAUGACCCCCACCAUUUGGGGGCACCAGCAAGUUCCAGACCCCUUACCACCUCCAAGUCGGACCUGGAGGCAAAAGAGGGGGAGGUGUUGGAUGCGGCAUCCUUGCUGGGAAGGGCCUCUCAGCUUGAGUCAGUGACCCGGUCGAGAAACAGUCUGCCCUGCCCUAUUUCCCUUAGUCACACGCAAGACACAACAGGAUCUCGAGCCCCAGGGAAUGACGACACAGCCACGUUUCGCCGAGAGCGUAGUACGUUUCGUCGGCAAGCGGUGCGUAGACGGCACAACGCAGGAAGUAACUCCACACCCCCAGCCUCCAUCAUCGGAUCCCCACUCAGGUACGACUCACGCGGGGAGGGAUUGAAUGGUUGCAGAACACCAGCUUUGACUCACCUGUGUCAGCAAUCCCGCACGCCGUCUCAGGUGACGGUAUUGAGCACUAGCGCCUCCCUGCUGGUCAGGAAUGGAAGUGCGCAGCUGGAGGGCUGUCCGGAUAAGGCAUCCACUGUGGGCGUGACCAGCCUGCAGGAUGACUUUGGUAAGCUGACCCCGCCUCUCUAUGAGGUCGGAGGAUGUGACAUGUCCCUGGUGAACUUUGAGCCCGCAACCAGACGAGCGUCCAACAACCUCUGGGAAACAGACUCUCACCUCUCCAGUUCUACCUCAGUUCGUUUUUACCCUCAUGACCUGUUCUCUUUUCCUCAGAUGCGUCUGAAUCGUUUACUGUCCAUGGACCCAGAGCUGUUGGAACAGCACGAUGUGAAUGGGAGUCCUGACCUGCAGGAGGCGCCGCACUGCACGCAGGACUCCACGCAUAAUCACACACACUCGCACACGCACCCACACAAAACCAAGCAGUACUACCGCCUCUGGCUGCUGCCGUACCUGUGGGUCAGGCUGCACUUUGACAGACUCACAUUACUUGCCCUCUUCGACAGGAACCGGGAGGUUCUGGAGAAUGUGCUCUCAGUGGCUCUGGCGGUUCUCGUGGCCUUCCUGGGUUCUGUGCUGCUAGUUAAUGGGUUCUUCACUGACAUUUGGGUCUUUCAGUUCUGCCUCGUUAUUGCCAGUUGCCAGUACUCAUUGCUGAAGAGUGUCCAACCCGACUCUUCAUCACCCCGACAUGGUCAUAAUCGAAUCAUCGCUUACAGCAGGCCUGUGUAUUUCUGUCUGUGCUGUGGGCUGAUCUGGCUGUUGCACUAUGGGAGUGUAAACAGCAGCUACACUGCAGUGUCUCUGUAUGGAGUCGCUCUCACCAGCUCCGUCCUGCUGUCUCAGGCGCGGGAUCUCCUCAUUGUUUUCACUUUGUGCUUUCCCAUCAUCUUCUUCAUUGGGCUGCUCCCUCAGAUUAACACUUUCGUCAUGUACCUGCUUGAGCAACUUGACAUUCAUGUCUUCGGAGGAAAUGCAUGCACCAGUCUGCUCUCAGCUCUCUAUAGUGUUGUGCGCAGCAUCAUCACCAUAGCGAUGCUCUAUGGGUUCUGCUAUGGCGCCCUAAAGGACUCGUGGGAUCCUCAGCACAUUCCUGUGCUUUUCUCAGUGUUUUGUGGGCUGUUGGUUGCUGUUUCAUACCAUCUCAGCCGCCAAAGCAGUGACCCCUCUGUUCUCAUUUCGUUAGUGCAAUCAAAGGUCUUCCCUAAUGUGAAAGAGAAAAAUCCAGAGGAUCCCCUUUCUGAAGUUGAGGAUCCUUUACCAGAGAAACUCCGCAGCUCUGUGAAUGACAGACUACAGUCAGAUGUGAUUGUGUGUGUUGUCAUUGCUGUCCUGUAUUUCGCUAUUCACGUCAGCACUGUCUUCAUUGCCUUACAGCCUUUUUUGAGCUAUGUCCUGUACGGUCUGGUUGGGGCAGUAGGGCUGUUAACUCACUACCUGUUGCCCCAGAUGAGGAAGCAGUUACCCUGGUACUGCUUCUCACACCCGCUGCUCAAAACCAGGGAGUACUAUCAGUUUGAGAUCCGGGGUGCCGCCCAUGUGAUGUGGUUUGAGCGUACACAUGUGUGGCUGCUGUUUGUGGAGAAAAACAUCCUCUAUCCACUCAUUGUGCUUAAUGAGAUGAGUGGCAGCGCACAGGAGCUCGCCAGCCCCAGGAAACUAAACACAGAGGUCGGGGCUCUAGUGAUAACCAUCGCUGGGCUGAAGCUGCUGCGUUCUUCCUUCAGUAGUCCAACAUAUCAGUAUGUCACUGUCCUCUUCACGGUCCUGUUCUUCACAUUUGAUUACCGGCAGUUUUCCGAGACAUUGCUGCUGGACCUUUUCGUUAUGUCCAUCGUUUUCAGCAAGUUAUGGGAGCUCUUUUAUAAGUUGAAGUUUGUUUAUACCUACAUCGCACCCUGGCAGAUUACCUGGGGCUCUGCCUUCCAUGCCUUCGCCCAGCCGUUUGCAGUGCCACACUCUGCCAUGUUGUUCGUACAGGCCAUUGUGUCUGCAGUUUUCUCCACUCCAUUAAACCCUUUUCUUGGCAGUGCCAUCUUCAUCAGCUCGUACGUACGACCUGUGCGCUUUUGGGAGAGAGAAUACAAUACUAAGCGAGUUGAUCACUCCAACACUAGACUUGCUUCGCAGCUUGACAGAAACCCAGGUUCAGAUGACAAUAACUUGAACUCCAUCUUCUAUGAGCAUUUGACGCGUUCCCUGCAGCAUUCUCUGUGUGGAGACCUGCAGCUGGGCCGCUGGGGAAACUACAACAUCGGAGACUGCUUCAUCCUGGCAUCUGAUUACCUCAAUGCUCUCGUUCACCUUGUUGAGAUUGGCAAUGGCCUCAUCACCUUCCAGCUCAGAGGACUUGAGUUUAGAGGGACGUAUUGCCAGCAGAGGGAGGUGGAGGCGAUAACAGAGGGAGUCGAAGAAGAUGAAAGCUGUUGUUGCUGUGAGCCCGGUCAUCUCCCCCAUCUGCUGUCCUUCAAUGCUGCAUUCGGACAGCGCUGGCUGGCCUGGGAGGUUCUGGUCACUAAAUACGCCCUGGAGGGCUACAGCAUCACCGAUAACAGUGCCGCAUCUAUGCUGCAGGUGUUUGAUCUGCGGCGAAUCCUCACCACCUACUAUGUUAAGGGCAUCAUUUAUUAUGUCAUUGCAUCUCCUAAACUGGAGGAGUGGCUGGCAAACGAAGCCCUUCUUGAGGGCUUGAAGAGCUGCGGAGAGCGAAAUUAUGUUGACUUGGAUCCGACUUUUAACCCCAAUAUUGAUGAAGAUUAUGACCACAGACUGGCUGGAAUCUCCAGAGACAGUUUCUGCUCUGUUUACCUCAGCUGGAUCCAGUACUGCAACUCACGGAGAGAGAAGCCACUGGACAGUGAGAAAGACUCUCUGUUGGUUUUGUUGUGUUACGGCCUGUGUGUUUUGGGAAGGAGAGCUCUGGGAACUGCAUCUCACCAUAUGUCCAGUAAUCUGGAGUCUUUCCUGUAUGGGUUGCAUGCAUUGUUUAAGGGAGAUUUCCGGAUCUCAUCUGUAAGAGACGAAUGGAUCUUUACUGACAUGGAACUGCUGAGAAAGGUGGUUGUCCCUGGAAUUCGCAUGUCACUUAAACUGCACCAGGAUCACUUCACCUCCCCUGAUGAGUAUGAGGAAUCAUCUGUGUUGUUUGAGGCGAUAUCUUCACACGAGCAGACACUGGUGAUCGCUCAUGAGGGUGACCCGGCCUGGCGCAGCGCUGUCCUGUCCAACUCUCCCUCUCUGCUCGCCCUUAGACAUGUGUUGGACGAAGGGACCAACGAAUACAAGAUCAUCAUGCUUAACAGACGCUAUCUCAGCUUCAGGGUCAUAAAAGUGAAUAAGGAGUGUGUACGCGGCCUGUGGGCGGGACAGCAGCAGGAAUUGGUGUUUUUGCGGAACCGAAACCCGGAGCGUGGAAGCAUCCAGAAUGCCAAGCAAGCACUACGCAACAUGAUAAACUCUUCAUGCGACCAGCCAAUCGGAUACCCCAUCUAUGUGUCACCCCUGACAACAUCUUACUGUAAUACACACCCACAGCUAAGACGCAUUCUGGGAGGACCAAUCAGCAUUGCCAACAUACGAAACUUUAUAGUCAACACGUGGCACAGACUGCGUAAGGGUUGCGGCGCUGGCUGUAACAGUGGCGGGAAUGUUGAAGAUUGUGAUGCGGGUGGCUUGUCAUGUGGCAGUGGGAAUUCUGGGAUAGCAGCGAGUGAUUCCCAGCACAGCUCAGGACUCACAGCACUGCACGCUUACACACAUCAUUCUCUGGGUAUGAGUCAGAGUUCUCAGUCUGUCCAGUCUGGUUUGGUUCGUCAGUCUCCUGCUCGUGCGUCUGUCAUCAGUCAGUCGUCCUCAUAUCGUCACAGCAGCAGCCGCCAGUCUUCACUCCGCACGUCUGUGACGGGUCUGGAGCCCUGCAGACGUUCCUCCAGCAGUCAGCUUUCUCUCCGCACGCUGCCAACCUCCCUCCAACUCCGGCUGGGCACCAAUGCCUCAGCCGCCAACCCCGACCCGCCCGGCCCCUCCAGCUCCCUCUCCGCCCACUCCAUCCCGCCCUGCAAACGACACACCCACACACUCGCCAGCCUGCUGGGAAACGAAGCCUUAGGGCUGGGGACAGACAACCAUUCUCACCCCCACCAUCAUCUUCACUACAUCCACCAUCAUCAUUACAAUCCCUCGCUGUCCUGUCUGAGAAGGGAUGACAUCUCCUACAGGGUGCAGAUCGUGGAUGUGAGUCAGGUGUUGGAUGUAAUGAAUCAUCCCAAGAGGAAGGAGCUGGUGUGGCCAGAUGAGAGCAUGAGACUAAGAUCUGGACGCAACUUCUGGAGGGACUGGAGUCCCCUAGAAGGCAUGGAGGGUCACGUGGUUCAUCGUUGGGUGCCUUGCAGUCGUGAUCCGGUUAGUCGGUCUCACAUUGAUAAGACCAUCCUGCUGGUCCAGGUGGAUGAUAAACUGGUUCCCAUUAUAGAGACGGGAGUGAUUGAACUGGGGGCAGAAGUGUGAGGACACACUCAUCUAAUGUCAGGCCAGAGGAAGAAUGAGGCCAUGCUCACUUCCAGCUAGCUGCUGAUCAGGGCGCAGGAAGCCAGGGAAUCGUGCAAAUGGAGAACAUACACACUCACACGCGCUGCAAGAAGCACACUUGCUCAAAUCUGGACAGAAAGCUGCCUUGCUUUGUGUUCCUCAGAUAUGCUGCAUGAGAGAUCAGCUCCUGUAAACUCUUCUCUCUCUUUUUCUCUCCUUUACGAGCAGCUGCGGUCUCAUUGUUUUUUUAGGUUCUAUGCAUCUAUCAGCUGUCUGUAAACACAUGAAAACUCACAGGGAACACUACAAACGAGCUUGAUGUACACGCAGAGAAGAGUUUUUUUUAUUACAGCUAUAAUUAAGUUUUAUUUUGUAUUUCUGCCAAAUUAAGUCAGGUGCACAGUGCUGC
Molecule: messenger RNA, 7479 nt
Organism: Sinocyclocheilus anshuiensis
Lineage: Eukaryota; Metazoa; Chordata; Actinopteri; Cypriniformes; Cyprinidae
Product: pecanex-like protein 1
Exons: 37
Coding region: 120-7049 (2309 amino acids)
Cellular component (GO): membrane
Source: RefSeq, a predicted model, not a curated record